This is a messenger RNA of Pseudoliparis swirei, 2091 nucleotides long. RefSeq names its product four and a half LIM domains protein 5-like. Lineage: Eukaryota; Metazoa; Chordata; Actinopteri; Perciformes; Liparidae. Gene Ontology annotation, cellular component: Z disc; nucleus. The record is from RefSeq and is a predicted model, not a curated record. Bases 616 to 1341 code for a protein of 241 amino acids. Gene Ontology annotation, molecular function: transcription coregulator activity. The transcript has 5 exons.
UUCCGUGGAUGGACUGGACCUCCGCGGGCCCUCAGCCUCCCCCUUGAAGUGCAGCCAGGGCUCUCUCAAGAGCUUCGGAGAGGACCUGGCAAUAAAUACAGUUCAGUACCUGGCGCCUAGCUCUCAAAAGCCAUCUGAAGCGCUCGUGUGUGUGUGGCAGGCUCUGGUGAAGCCCAGAGACACGUGACUCAAUCCCACUGGCCAACUCUCCAACAUCCAAGCUAAUAUUAGUGUGCGGAACAAAUUAAAAUAUGUUGUGUAUUUCAGUGAAUCUGGGCACUGUCAACAAAGUCUGUCUUCUGGUCCUAAAACGACUGCAUUAGUAUCUGCUUUUACACAUUCAUGGAAUAAAGCAACAGUGAUUCUCUCCGUUAGAAAGCUCAGCGGUCUGUGCACCCUUAAAAGGUGCCGGACGAUGCGGUGCAGCAUGUCCAUUCUCCCCGGAGAUUACCGCUAAUAAGAGGGCCAGUAUUUAUAGAAGAUCUCCCCCCGUGGAUACCUCUAAUCCGGCCUCACCCCUUUUCAUCCCUGUGCCUGGACCGCUCGCUGUCUGCAGACACCAGCUCCAGCCUCGACCUCGCCUCACAUCAACUGAGUUAAGAAAAGCAGACAACAAUGUCCACCAGCGAGCGAUUUGACUGCCAUUACUGUAAAGACUCCCUGCUGGGGAAGAAGUACAUCAUGAAAGAGGACACGCAGUACUGCACUAAGUGCUAUGAGAACCUGUUUUCUAACAGCUGUGAAGGCUGCACUUUAGCAAUUACCUGCAACAGCAAGGACUUGUCUUACAAGGACCGCCACUGGCACGAGGAGUGUUUCAAGUGUGCAAAGUGCAGCCGCUCUUUGGCGGAAAAGGCCUUCGCCGCCAAAGACGAUGUGUUACUUUGCACUGAAUGCCACGCCCACGGUUACUCCUCCAAGUGCACCACCUGCAAGAAAACCAUCAUGCCAGGUAUGAUAUGUUGGGUUGAUGAUGGCGAUGAAUUGGCAUCCGACCUGCAGUACCGUGCGCACUGGGCCAGCCUCGAAUUCCCAACCCCUCCGCUACAUCUGUUCGGGCCUCGCACGCUUCACUGGCCUGGCCUGGACGGAUGCCGCUACAUCCUGUGGUUUGCCUUGUUAAAGUCCCGCUUUUCGCAUUCAUCUGCACGUUGUGUCAAAUGCGUGCCUCUUUGCUCGGUGCGUGCAGGUCUGGCCGGGGCCAAGUACAUCUCGUUUGAGGAACGCCAGUGGCACAGCGAGUGCUUCAGCUGCAGCCGGUGCUCCGUGACGCUGGUCGGACGCGGCUUCCUCACGCAGCGCGACGACAUCAUGUGCACCGACUGCGGCCGAGAGAAGUGACCGCGGAGCGGAGGGGUCGCAGGUUCAUCCCAACGACAAAGAGGGCUCCUGCUCGGGUACAGAUAUUGUGUACCCAUGAAUAGUUGUGCUCUGCAUGCACAUGAACACGCUUUAAAUGUCAAAUGUUUUUUUUUGGUGUGGUAAACAUUAGCUCUCUCACAACGCCCGUUUCCAUGAGGAUGCACGUGAAUCUUUAAAGUUAAGGUGCCAUUGUUCUAUUGUUUGAAUUUACUUAAUUUUUGACACGGAUAUACGAUUAUGUUGUAAUUUAUUAUUAUCAUAUUUUAUUAUUUUAUUACUAUAUUAUUAACAAUUAUUGGAUUAACAUAAGAGUUAGAAUUGUACACUUUAUUUUCUCUUCAAUGACAGGAAACUGAAUAUUUGUGUCUAUUGGUCGAAUACAUUUGUUGUUGUUGAAGAUAUCACUUUAGACACUAUUAUCUGACAAUGUAGACAAAAUGAUGAUUAAUAAUAAUAAUAAUAGUAAUAAUAAUAAUAAUUGUAAUACUAAUAAUAAUAGUAAUUGUAAUUAUAAUAAUAAUAAUUGUAAUAAUAAUAAUAAUUGUAAUAAUAAUAAUAGUAAUUGUAAUAAUAAUAAUUGUUAAUGAUGCACCAAAACAUAUUUUUCUUUAAUAAAGGUAUGACUUUCACAACACAUAGUUCUGCUCUAAGCUUAGUAUACAUGAUUAUGAUGCAUGAUGUAUGCGUUCUCAUGAAACACUUGUUCCAAUAAAGACCUUUCUAAAUCUU